This is a messenger RNA of Dioscorea cayenensis subsp. rotundata (Guinea yam), 1583 nucleotides long. Its product is annotated as tyrosine decarboxylase 1-like. The record is from RefSeq and is a predicted model, not a curated record. Gene Ontology annotation, molecular function: pyridoxal phosphate binding; carboxy-lyase activity. NCBI's taxonomy places the organism in Eukaryota, Viridiplantae, Streptophyta, Magnoliopsida, Dioscoreales, Dioscoreaceae. Gene Ontology annotation, biological process: amino acid metabolic process.
CGUCUCUACUUCUUGAGUGGCAGCUAGCUAGCUAGCUAGGCAGAAGUUGUUGAUUAAGCAGAUGGGCAGCCUGCCAUUGGAGCUUUUCCAACCAUUGGAUCCUGAUGUUUUUAGCAAGGAGUCGCACGCUGUCGUAGACUUCAUAGCUGAUUACUAUCGUGAGAUAGAGCAGUAUCCUGUUCGGAGCCAAGCUGAGCCUGGAUAUCUAAGCAAGCUGCUACCUGACACCCCUCCCAUUUUCUCGGAACCAAUAGAUACUAUACUAGAAGACGUCAAGAAGGACAUCAUCCCUGGUCUCACUCACUGGCAGAGCCCAAACUUCUACGCCUACUUCCAGGCCAAUGCAAGCACAGCCGGCUUUCUCGGUGAGAUGCUUUGCAGUGGCUUCAACGUUGUUGGGUUCAGCUGGAUCUCUUCUCCUGCUGCAACUGAGCUUGAGAGCAUCGUCAUGGAUUGGAUGGCAAAGAUGAUGAAACUUCCUUCCAUGUUUCUCUUCUCGGGCGCCCAAGGUGGUGGAGGUGUCUUGCAUGGCAGCACAUGCGAGGCAGUGGUGUGCACACUAGCUGCAGCUCGUGAUAAGGCCUUGAGCAAGAUUGGGCAUGAUUCUAUAACCAAACUGGUUGUCUAUGCAUCUGAUCAAACACAUUUUACUGUUCAUAAGUCUUCGAAGAUCAUCGGCAUUCCACCGUGCAACUUCCGAGUUAUCCCGACAACGGCCUCUUCCGGCUACGGUCUUACUGCUGAUGCUGUCCGAUCAGUGAUGAAGGAAGACAUUUCACAAGGAUUUACACCUUUGUACUUGUGUGCCACUGUGGGCACAACUGCCAUUGGCGCAGUGGAUCCAUUGUUAGAACUUGGUCAGGUGGCCAAAGAAUUUGGUGCUUGGUUCCAUGUUGACGCGGCUUAUGCUGGGAGUUCGGCUGUUUGCCCAGAAUUCAGGCGUUACUUUGAUGGGGUGGAGUUGGCUGAUUCGAUUAGCAUGAACCCACAUAUAAAGUGGUUCCUGACUAACAUGGACUGUUGUUGUCUAUGGUUGAGAAGUCCCACAGAACUAGUUAACUCGCUGUCGACCAACCCAGAGAUACUGAGGAAUAAUGCCAGUGAUGCCAGGGAGGUGGUGGACUACAAAGACUGGCAGAUUGCCCUGAGCCGGAGAUUCAGAGCCAUGAAAUUAUGGCUGGUUAUCCGAAGAUAUGGAAUGGUUGGCCUGAUGGAGCACAUAAGGAGUGAUGUGGGAUUAGCUAAGCAUUUUGAGAAGCUGGUUAAGAUGGAUAAAAGGUUUGAGGUGGUGGUCCCUCGGAGAUUCUCUUUGGUGUGCUUUCGUCUAAAGCCCAGGUUUGAUGAUGAUGAUGAUGAUGAUGAUGAUGAUGAUGAUGAUGAUGAUGGUUUGAAGAUAAACAUUAGGCUGCUUGAUGCUGUGAAUUCCAGUGGCCGUGCAUUCAUGACUCAUGCCAUCGUUGGUGGUAGGUUCGUGAUUCGUUUUGCCAUCGGCACCACGCUCACUGAGAUGCAGCAUGUUGAUGCCACAUGGAAGCUAAUUCAAGGCAUAGCCAAGGGGUUGCUGCUAGCUGAUCACAGUUAAA